AUGUCAAUGACGUCACACAGGCGACAGUCUCGUUCUCAUUAUUUUUAUUUCGCAAUUUCCAGAAUAUCCUUAUAUACUUUUCGUAUUUUAAUUUAAAUUCGGUUUUAUUGAAGAGAGUGAAAUGGAUAAUCAAUACUAUUACAAAUUAAUGGCCAGUUAUCUGUCAAAACGAAACUGUGAUGAGUCUUUCAUGAGGUAUUUUUUUGGCAAAAAUGCAACAAAGAAAACGCCCGAAGAGCUGGAACGAGCAGAUGAACGAAAACGUAGGCUACAACGAGAAAGAUCACGAAGAUAUCGUGCUCUUAAGAACGCAAGGCGACAACACGAAGGUGUCCGUGACAAUGCGGACAGCGAGCCAGCGCGUAGUAAGUCCCGAGGAGUAUCCAUUGACGAGGAAUUCAGCGACGGUGAUGAACCUCCAACGCUAUGUAAUUUUACCUACGAUGACAAAUGGCGGGAACCCGUCUCAUCCGACUGCGCAUCCGAUGAUAAUUCGGCGCACAGUGCAGCUGAAUUGAAAGAGGCAGCACUCUCAGGAAAUAUAUCCCUUAAUUUAAAAGAGUUCCUUAGUUCUCCUAACAUGGAGCUAGACUACCCCACAGUGCACAGUCUUAUGUUCCACUGGCUACAAACGUAGCACUACUAUUGGUACUGAUCAUAUCAGCCGUAAAAAAUUAACUUUGGCCCAUAUCAUUCUUAUUGGAUACCAUGAAAGUUCUGGCAGUCCCAUAUUUAUAAAUAUUAGAAAAAAGUCUAGUUAGAUUACAAUAACAAUUGAGAACAUAGUUUACACAUAUCGAGGGUUGCUGCUUCUGUACAAUAAUGUAACACAUCAGUUAAGGAAACCGUCCGCCAGUAGUUUAAAGAAUAUUUUAUGUAAUUUAAUUGUUUAAUAAUUACAGGCUUUUGUGAUUUCUUGUAAAGUAUUGAAUGCUAUUAGCAUAAAAUUCUUUUUAUAUGAAAUGUUGAUUUAGGUCAUCUGAACCUGAUCAGAAACAAAUGAAUGGUUACAUAUACCAUCAUCUCUGAAUAACUCUUAUUUUGUAGUUCAUAGUAAAUUGGAUAUAUUGUAUACCAUUGUUGUGUUGAAUAGUAUAUAAUAUGUAUCUUGCCGAGUCACCAGAAAACUUAUUUGUUACAAAUGAUAUCAUUUACUGAACUUUUAGCACCCAGUGCAAAAUAAAAAUGAAUAUUGCUUAUAUAAUGAGCUCUUCUCACAAAGCUCCAAAUUUUGAGCUUACUAUGUUCUAGAAAUUAAGCUCUUCACUCGACACUAGUUGAUAAUAUUCCACUAGACAAUAAGUUGUUGUUAAGUUGCCAUAUCCUAAUGUUUAGAUACUCAAUUAUAUUACAUAUUAUAUAUGCAUAUAGAGAAGCAUAGAUUAUAUAUACCUAUAGUUUGUGAUACAAUGAAUUUACAUUUUGUGCGAAAUCUACAAUAUUAGCUGUGUUAAGAUUUAGUGUUAAGAAGAUAAGAUAAAGGCAACUUCAACUUCCGGACUGCUUGCAUCACUGAGGUGCUGCAUGCAUGACUCCUCUCACUGCCUGAUUAAAUUAAACAUACAUUCCUUGUUUUUAAACAGUCUCGUAUCUCAUAUUCAAAAUUAGUUUCUAGCAAUGACAUGUAUUAUUGGAAUAUAUACCAAGUUAUUAAAAUUAGUUGAUACAAUAUAUGACUAGUUUGAGGAGUAAGAUUCUGUUGCAUUUAAUUUAUUAAUACUCAAAUACUUUGCUCUCUUAUAUCGGUGAUAUUGAAAAUACAAGGCUUAAAAUGUUUAAUUUUUAAAUAAUCAUUAUAGAUUUUAAUUUUAUUGGCAUUUAUGAAAAAUACUCUUAAAGCGAUCAAUAACGUUGUAAUUAUUACAGAUGUGUAUGAAAUGCACUGGAUUAUGACUGAUAUUAAUGUCUUGUGUGAGAAUUUAUUGGAUGGAUAUUCAUUAUAAUAGUACCUUAUAAUGUUAAAUAUUAUAUAUAAAUUAUAGUUUUUUACCAAUAGUUACUUAUUCCAUACUCAAAUACAUAAUUAAUCUUAUAUUGAAGGUAUCCUUUGAAAGAUUUCUUUUCAUAAGAUAUGUAAUUAAUUCCAGAUUUUUUUUCCUGCAAUCAUAAUUUGCCUUCAGACAAGAAUGUAACAAUAGUGUGAGUGCCUGUUUUUAGGUAUACAUCUGCCAUAUGAGUUAGAUUAGAAUUAGUUUUAAGACUUUUAAGUACUGAAUAACAAUGUAGUUGGCGCUAUUAGUUGUAAUAUAGGAUUCUCAGAUUGUUCAGACAUUUCUGGUGCUUUAUUGAAACCAUUAGAAAAGUAAACUAUUUUCAGGAGCAACUAUAGACAUCACACAAAAGAUAUUAGAAUAUUCUUUCAAUUUGUUGUACAAAUUUUUUAGUUUCAGAUUCUGUUGUAAUACAUAAUUGUUGUUGUUUUUCCUGCAACAAAAGAUGUAUACGAAUAUUUAAUGUAUUUAUAUAUAUAUAUAUGUUUGUAUUCAUCAAUACCAUUAUAUUCAUCAAUACCAUAUAAAUGAUUUUUUUAAAUGUCUAAAUUUUUUUUGAUAAUUUUGAUAAAUGAA
Messenger RNA from Vanessa atalanta (red admiral), 2567 nucleotides. RefSeq lists its product as uncharacterized. NCBI's taxonomy places the organism in Eukaryota, Metazoa, Arthropoda, Insecta, Lepidoptera, Nymphalidae. The record is from RefSeq and is a predicted model, not a curated record. The transcript has a single exon. The coding region runs from base 122 to 637 and encodes 171 amino acids.